Messenger RNA from Parathielavia appendiculata, 3150 nucleotides. RefSeq names its product urease. NCBI's taxonomy places the organism in Eukaryota, Fungi, Ascomycota, Sordariomycetes, Sordariales, Chaetomiaceae. Bases 167 to 2713 code for a protein of 848 amino acids. The record is from RefSeq and is a predicted model, not a curated record. Gene Ontology annotation, molecular function: urease activity; nickel cation binding. Gene Ontology annotation, cellular component: urease complex. Gene Ontology annotation, biological process: urea catabolic process. The transcript has 5 exons.
CACAGGACUUCGAAAAGAUGAGAUCUUUUUCAUGACGCCUGGUUGACCAUCACAAGAAGACUUCAAGAAGUAUUGUCUCAAGCAUUGUUCUACAGCCGCCGAACGUGUGUUACCCGUACGAGGAUUCAUAGGGCUGUCCGGGGCUUGUACGUGGAGGUGCACCACUAUGCAUCUCGUCCCAAAAGAGAUCGACAAGAUCACCAUCUCGCACCUGGGCUUCCUUGCCCAGCGGCGACUGGCCCGCGGCGUCCGGCUGAACCAUACCGAGGCCUGUGCGCUCAUCGCCUCCAACCUUCACGAGCUCAUCCGCGACGGCAACCACACCGUCGCCGACCUCAUGUCGCUGGGUGCCACCAUGCUCGGCCGCCGCCACGUGCUGCCUGAGGUCUGCUCGACGCUGCACGAGAUUCAGGUCGAGGGCACCUUCCCCGCGGGGACCUUCCUCGUCACGGUGCAGAACCCCAUCGCCACCGACGACGGCGACCUCGCCCGCGCCCUGUACGGCAGCUUCCUGCCCGUGCCGGACAACACCGACGAGCUGUUCCCGCCCUGGCCCGCCGAGGCCUACGCGCACGACAAGAAGCCCGGCGCGGUGGUGGUGGCGUGUGGUGUCAAAAAGAACGGGGGGGAGGAGGUGGGGAUGAUCAGGCUGAAUGAGGGUAAGAAGAGGAUCAGGCUGAAGGUGACGAGUAAAGGGGACCGGCCGGUACAGGUGGGGAGUCACUACCAUUUCAUUGAGGUCAAUCCGCAGCUCGAGUUUGACCGGCUGCGGGCGUAUGGCUAUCGGUUGGAUGUGCCUUCGGGCAGCUCGAUCCGGUUCGAGCCCGGCGACACCAAGACGGUGACGCUGGUCGAGAUUGGCGGGUCCAAGGUGAUUCGCGGUGGGAACGGCAUUGCGUCGGGCAAGGUGGAUCUGGGAAGGCUGGAGGAGAUUCGAAAGCGACUGCAGGAGGCGGGGUUCGCGCACGCCCCGGAGCCGGCCGGCGAUAUGGCUUUCUUGACCGAGGGCGCCACGCUCGACAGGAACACGUAUGCGACCAUGUUUGGCCCGACGACGGGCGACUUGGUGAGGUUGGGCAUGACGGAUCUGUGGAUCAAGGUUGAGAAGGACUACACGGUGUAUGGGGAGGAGUGCAAGUUUGGAGGCGGCAAGUCGCUGCGCGAUGGCAUGGGCAGCGCGACGGGGCGGGCCAGUGCCGAGUCGCUUGAUCUGGUUGUGACGAACGCGCUUGUCGUCGACUGGACGGGCAUCUACAAGGCUGAUGUCGGCGUCAAGGACGGGUUUAUCGUGGGCAUCGGCAAGGCCGGCAACCCGGACGUCAUGGACGGCGUGACGCCUGGUAUGAUUGUGGGGAGCUGCACCGAUGUGAUUGCCGGCGAGGGCAAGAUCCUCACGGCCGGCGGCGUGGACACUCACAUUCACUUUAUCUGUCCUCAGCAGGUCGAGGAGUCCAUUUCGUCGGGCAUCACCACCAUGCUGGGCGGUGGUACCGGGCCAAGCGCCAACACGACGGCCACUACCUGCACCCCUGGUCCGCACUUCGUCCGUGAGAUGCUCCGGGCCUGCGACAAGCUGCCUAUCAACAUUGGCAUCACCGGCAAGGGCAACGACAGUCACCCAGUCGCCCUCCAUGAGAUGAUCAAGGCUGGCGCCUGCGGUAUGAAGCUGCACGAGGAUUGGGGCAGCACGCCGGCCGCCAUCGAUGCCUGCCUCUCUGUCUGUGACGAGCUCGACGUGCAAUGCAUGAUCCACACGGACACGCUCAACGAGGCGGGCUUCGUCGAGCAGACCAUCAACGCCAUCAACGGCCGCACUAUGCACGCCUACCACACCGAGGGCGCGGGCGGCGGCCACGCGCCGGACAUCAUCCGCAUAGUCGAGUACCCCAACAUCCUGCCGUCGUCGACGAACCCGACGCGGCCCUACACGCGCAACACGCUCGAGGAGCACCUCGACAUGCUCAUGGUCUGCCACCACCUGAGCAAGGACAUACCCGAGGACGUGGCCUUUGCCGAAAGCCGCAUCCGGUCCGAGACCAUCGCGGCCGAGGACGUGCUGCACGACCUGGGCGCCAUCAGCAUGAUGAGCAGCGACAGCCAGGCCAUGGGCCGGUGCGGCGAGGUGAUACUACGAACGUGGCACACGGCGCACAAGAACAAAGUGCAACGCGGAGCCCUGCCCGAGGACGAGGGCACGGGCGCCGACAACUUCCGCGUCAAGCGCUACGUGUCUAAGUACACCAUCAACCCGGCCAUUGCCCAGGGCAUGUCGCACGUCGUGGGCAGCGUGGAGCCCGGCAAGCUGGCCGACCUGGUCCUGUGGGACCCGGCCUGGUUCGGCAGCAAGCCGACGUGCGUCGUCAAGAGUGGCAUGAUUGCCUACGCGCUGAUGGGCGACGCCAACGCCUCGAUCCCGUCAAUCCAGCCCAUGAUCUCUCGCCCCAUGUUCGCGACCUCGCUCCCCUCAACCAGCGUGGCGUUUGUCUCGCAGGCGAGCGUCGACAGCGGCGCCGUGGGCUCGUACGACCUACAGAAGCGCGUCGUGCCCGUGCGCGGCUGCCGCAGCGUCACCAAGGCCGACAUGAAGUUCAACGACGCCAUGCCGCGCAUGCGCGUCGACCCGGAGAGCUACGUCGUCGAGGCCGAUGGGGUCGUGUGCGAGGCCGAGCCCAUCGCUGAGUUGCCCAUGGCGCAGAGGUGCUAUGUUUACUGACUUGUGUGUGUGGCGUGCGUUUACCUACGGGACCUUAUGUAUGAUCCUUUGAUAAGUUGAUAUUGGAGAGGGAGGGAGGGGGGUUGGACGGGGCUGUCUUCGUGCCAAUGUAAUGGGAAACAGGCUUUUCUAGGUGCUCCAGUUAGGUUUUCAGGUUGGGUGCGAUCGCCUUGAGUCGGCAGUAGUGACGGAGCUCUUCCCACCUUGUGCAUUAUCUGAAGCGGGCAAGUAUCACUUGUCGUCUGAUUUGGGAUGUUGCGGGUUUUCUGUCGAAGUUAAGUGUGUGUUUACAAGCCAGUAUCGGGUUAAAGCGGCCUGUGAUACUUGCCAGGUACGCACCAGGUGUUCGUCCACUCACAUCUAGGUACCUAGUAGGCGGUGUUGCUUUGGCUAGCUCGUGUGCAACAGCACAUCUCGGGUACAGUGCUAUAUAAUGG